UAUAUAUUCAGUCAAUUUAUCUAGAUUAUAUGCUUUGCAAGCUUAGCUACAAGUUUUCGCUAAAUGCAGACUGUAAUAGCGCGUACAUUACAACAUCAGUUUCGAUGUUUGUAUAACAACACACGGCGUUGCUUGGCGCUGUCUGUUUCCGAAAAUACAGCACAAAAUGUCUACAAAAAUGAAGACGAAUGUUUGUCAAUCAAGUGGAACGAUGGCAGUAUUGACAAAUAUCCAUAUAUUUAUCUGCGUGAGAAUUGCCGUUGUCCAGUAUGUUAUAAAGAUGAAAGAAAAUCGCGUACGAUGUUUUCCCCAAAAGUCGUUGAUCUCGAUAUUACAGCAGAGUAUGCAAACUGGAAUGCUGAACAAAAUCUGCUUGAAGUGAAAUGGGAGGAUGGUCAUACCAGCAAUUAUUCAUCUGACUGGUUAAAAUAUUUGAGGUAUCGCCCACUUGUUGAAGAGCAGUCACCUAGUUUGAUAAAGAAAGGCAUUCAGUUAUGGGGUGAAGAAAUGUCUGAAAAGAGCAACCUACCUGUAUUUCAGUUCGAUGAGUUGAUGGCGGAUGAUGAAGUGCUUUACAAGUGGAUGGUUGCCAUAGCUACUCAGACUGGAAUUGCUAAGAUUGAAAAUGCGCCUAAAGAGGCAGGCCAUAUAAGGAAAAUGGGGGAAAGAGUUGGCUAUCUUGUGCAAUCUACUUUCGGAGUCGUUUCUCAGGUAAAAGCAUUUAGCGGAGACGCAACACAUGAAACUGGGUACACUUAUUCUGAAUUGCCUCUGCAUGCGGAUUUUUCAUUCCAAAACACUGCACCUGGAGUUGCAAUACUUCACUGUGUUACGCAAACCAAAGGUGAGGGUGGUGCCAGUUUACUCGUAGACGCUUUCCAUGCUGCAAACCUUCUCUACGAGGAAGAUCCAGAAGCAUUUGAGAUCCUAGUGGACACACCACUGGUAUUUAAAAACUUCACAAAGACUCCCGCUGGCAAAAUCUACGCCGUAUCUCGACGUCCUAUUCUCAGUGUGGACUUUGAAAAGAAAUUGAAUCAGGUGUGUUACGGCGAUGAAUUUCGCGACAAUCACAUGCCACGAGAACCCGAGCGUAUGAAGUCAUUCUAUAAAGCUUACUUUCGUUUCUCCGAAUUGCUGGACGACAAGAGAACCUCGUUUUGGUAUAAAAUGAAGUCGGGGGACAUCAUUACAGUCAACAAUCAUCGAGUUCUACAUGGAAGAUCUGCAUACCAGCCGGAUGGCGAACACGCGAGAAUUCUUGAGACCGCGUUUUUUGAUUGGGAUUGUUUCCACUCUAAAAUUCGAAUCCUUUCUGAGAAAAUUGGAGUAAAAUCACCCGUUGACUAGAAAUGCAAAAAUAUAUGCUAUUAUCAAUCAGUAAAAAAAUAAUCAUAUAAUCCAACGAAAUGUGCAUAAAUAAGUUAUGCGAUCGUUUCUUGCUAUAUCACAUAAAGCACACAUUUCAACGUGAUGCAGCGAUUCUGUUUUAGAGGCUGCAUGAUUAAAUAUCAUAAAUCGUUGUAUCCUGAACUGGUUAUCGCCUGAAGUCAAAGACAGCAACUAAAGCAAAUUGUUUAGAAGGAAUUAGAUUUUAGUUCAUAAAGACAAAAGAACCAAAAAAAUAGACAAUUUAGAAUAAUUUAAUUAUUUUAUAUUGUGGGGGUUAGUAACUCUUGUAGUUGAUAGGAUUAUCGUAUAAUGAAGAAUA
Dendronephthya gigantea is the source of this 1711-nucleotide messenger RNA. Its product is annotated as gamma-butyrobetaine dioxygenase-like. The coding region runs from base 64 to 1350 and encodes 428 amino acids. Gene Ontology annotation, cellular component: mitochondrion. The record is from RefSeq and is a predicted model, not a curated record. NCBI's taxonomy places the organism in Eukaryota, Metazoa, Cnidaria, Anthozoa, Malacalcyonacea, Nephtheidae. Gene Ontology annotation, biological process: carnitine biosynthetic process. The transcript is spliced from 5 exons. Gene Ontology annotation, molecular function: gamma-butyrobetaine dioxygenase activity.